AUGUUGGUGGAAAGAAAAGUCAAGGUCGUUACCGACCAACAUGUCAUUGAUAAGCCCUCCCCUGUUGCUGAGUUUCCCAUGAGAGAAUGGACCAUCCGUCUGUUCCUGCUCGAUGAGGACGGCAACGAGCGCCCCGGCGACGUCUUCACCAAGGUCGUCUACAACCUGCACCCUACCUUUGAGAACCCCGUCCAAUCUUUCACCAAGCCUCCUUUCGCCUGCACCAACGAAGGCUGGGGUGAGUUUGAAAUUUCAAUCGACUGCUACACCACCGAAAAGACCAAGCUCGCUCCCAUCAUCCACGACCUCAACUUCCUCGAGCUCAGGUAUGAGUCUGUCCACAACGUCGUCUUCAAGAAUCCCAGCCAAGCCCUGCAGGAGCGCCUGCGCGAGUCGGGCCCCCUACCCACAGACGAGGACCGUCCCAAGAAGAAGAGCGGCCUCGCCGGCGGCAAGAAGAGUGGCCAAAAGUACGACUACGAAAAGAUUGCCGAGGCCCUCGAGAAGCUCGAGGAGGAGGACCUGCUACGUGUCAUUCAGCUCAUCAAUGAGAACAAGGGGCCUGAGACUUAUAUUAGAAGUGAUGUCGAUGUGGAUGACCUUCAUGAAGCCGGCGAGUUUUCGAUAGACCUGUAUACCAUGCCCGAUGUUUUGACCACGAAGCUGUGGGAUCAUCUCUCUAAGAAGGGCAUGGUCGUUUAA
Messenger RNA from Akanthomyces muscarius, 702 nucleotides. RefSeq lists its product as uncharacterized. Bases 1 to 702 code for a protein of 233 amino acids. Gene Ontology annotation, cellular component: Swr1 complex; NuA4 histone acetyltransferase complex. Gene Ontology annotation, biological process: chromatin remodeling; regulation of transcription by RNA polymerase II. Lineage: Eukaryota; Fungi; Ascomycota; Sordariomycetes; Hypocreales; Cordycipitaceae. The transcript has 6 exons. The record is from RefSeq and is a predicted model, not a curated record. Gene Ontology annotation, molecular function: histone binding.